GUAUUUAUUCCCCAUCCAGAAGCUUACACUACAUGUUGUACACAGAAGCGUCCCCUGCUGCACGUGUCAUGCAUGGCCGAUAAUACAUACUCCUCUGGAGUGCGUCAGGGAAAUCUGUUGCAUUGCAGAAACCGUCGCGCGUCUCUUGCUCGCCUCACCUUCUUCAACUUCUUUCCCUUCUUCCCCCAUUUCGCUCAUUGCUUGAUUCCUCUGCCAUCCAUGGCUCCUCCUCCAUCACCACCACUAAAUCACCAUGAUCAAGAACAGCAGCAGCAGCAAGAGCGUCAGAAGAAAGAAGAAGCCGUGGACGGGCGGCAUGGAUGGGCGGCGGCGGUGGCCAUGGAGGCGCGGUUGCAGCGUGGCAUCGCGCUGCCGCUGAUCGGCAUGAACCUCACCUGGUUCGCGAAGCUGGCCGUGACCACGGCGUUCCUGGGCCGGCUCGGCGACCUGGAGCUCGCCGCGGGGACGCUGGGCUACAGCUUCGCCAACGCCACGGGCUUCGCCGUCCUCACGGGCCUCUGCGGCGCCAUGGACCCGAUCUGCGGCCAGGCCCACGGCGCCCGGAACGCCCCCUUGCUCCGCCGCACGCUGCUCAUGGCCACCGCCCUGCUGCUCGCCGCCUCCGCGCCCAUCGCGCUCCUCUGGCUCCGCGUCGACGCCGUGCUCCGCCGAUUCGGCCAGCAGGACGACAUCGCUGAAGUUGCCAGGGAGUUCGUGCUGUGGCUCCUCCCUGACCUCGUCAUGACGGCGCUCCUGGCGCCCAUGAAGGCGUUCCUGAGCUCCCAGGGGGUGACGCUGCCGACUCUGUUCUGCUCCGCCGUGGGGCUCGCCGUGCACAUACCGGCCACGGUGUGGCUGGCGAGGACUAGGGGCGUGCAGGGCGUCGCCGCCGCCGCCUGGAUCAGCGACCUCGCCGUCGCCCUCCUCCUCGCCGCCUUCGUGCUCGUCUCCGGCGGCGGGGGCAAGGAGGAGGAGAAGAAGAAGAGCAAUGGCGGCGGGGGCAAGAUGAUGAUGCCGACAUCGGCAACGGAGUGGGCGCGGCUGCUGCGGCUGGCGAUCCCCUGCUGCCUCAACACGUGCCUCGAGUGGUGGUGCUACGAGAUCCUCGUGCUCCUCACCGGCCGCCUCCCGGACCCGCGGCGGGCCGUCGCCAUCAUCGCCGUCACGCUCAACUUCGACUACCUCCUCUUCGCCGCCAUGCUCUCGCUCUCCGUCAGCGCCUCCGUCCGCGUCUCCAACUCCCUCGGCGCCAACGACCCUUCAGCCGCGCGCAGAGCCAGCGUCGUCUCCGUCUCCGGCAGCGUCCUGGCCGGCAUCAUCGGAGGGCUCCUCAUGCUGGCCUUGCGGCGGCCAUGGGCGCGGCUGUACACGCGCGGGGAGGAGGUGCGCGCCGGGGUGGGGGAGGCCAUGAAGGUCAUGGCGGCGCUGGAGGUGGUGAAUUUCCCGCUGAACGUCUGCGGCGGCGUGGUCAGGGGCACGGCGAGGCCGGCGGUGGGGAUGUACGCCGUGGUCGGAGGGUUUUACGCGGUGGCGCUCCCCGUCGGGGUCGCGCUGGGGUUUAAAGCUCGGUUGGGGAUCCGGGGGCUCCUCGCCGGGUUCAUCGUCGGCGUGGCCGCGAGCUUGGCCGUGCUGCUCGUGGUGAUCGUGCGCAUGGACUGGAAGGCGGAGGCCAACAAGGCCAGGGCCAGAGCUGCCGCCGGUGAUGGGGAUGGAGAGCUUGAGCUUGAGCUGCCUCGUGUCGUCGUCUCCGGGGCCGGCGGCAGCAAGGCGGCCCCGGAUGCUGCUAAUGCGGCGGAGGUUUGACGGCGGUUCCAUUGAUUAAUCCUCGAAUCGAAGUGUAUAUGGAAAAGUUUUGAUUUGAAAUCUGUAAGAUUUAAGAUUAAUUUGUCACCGACCGCGCGACAGGGAAGUGUUGGACGAGUGAAGCGAACUGAUGACAGAGUGCAAAAUGCGGAUCUUAAUUUUUCGGAUUUUUCUUUC
Brachypodium distachyon (stiff brome) is the source of this 1980-nucleotide messenger RNA. RefSeq names its product protein DETOXIFICATION 56. Gene Ontology annotation, molecular function: antiporter activity; xenobiotic transmembrane transporter activity. The record is from RefSeq and is a predicted model, not a curated record. NCBI's taxonomy places the organism in Eukaryota, Viridiplantae, Streptophyta, Magnoliopsida, Poales, Poaceae. The transcript has a single exon. The coding region runs from base 73 to 1803 and encodes 576 amino acids. Gene Ontology annotation, biological process: xenobiotic detoxification by transmembrane export across the plasma membrane. Gene Ontology annotation, cellular component: membrane.